GGGCCGGCCCGAGAGAUACAGGAUCGACUAGGCCUAUAUAUAGUUGAGAAUUUGUAACACAUGCAAUUGAUCACAUAGAUUGGGUUUCUCAUUUCUCCAAAAAUGGAAACGAAGAGAGCCGAACUCGUAUUCAUCCCCUCUCCGGGGCUGAGCCACCUCGUCUCCACCGUGGAGACGGCCAAGCUCCUCCUCCGCCGCCACCGCCGCCUCGCCGCCACCGUGCUCCUCAUCCCAAACCCCCGGCCCACCGACGCCUACAUACAAAACAACUCCUCUCUCACUUCAUCAUCUCGCCUCCGAUUCAUUAAUCUCCCCGAAUUAAAACAACCACAACCGCACAACCAUUUCUUCUUCGAUACAAUCGAUAAUCAAAUCUCCAACGUUAAAGAAGCAGUCUCUAAUCUCAUGAAACACUCCAACUCUCAAGUAGCCGGUUUGGUGCUCGACAUUUUCUGCACCAAAUUCGUCGACGUCGCCGCCGAGCUCCGCCUCCCGAGUUACCUCUUCUUCACCGCCUCCGCGGCCACGCUCGGCCUCUUCCAACACCUCGUCUCCCUCGAACGCGAGGAUCGUCUGGCGCGGCUCGGGAGCUCCGAUGCUGAGCUGGAGGUUCCUUCCUUCUCCGUCCCCGUCCCCGCUAGGGUUCUGCCGGCGGUUUUCGUGGACGAGAAUUUGAAGCCGGAUGUCUUUUUAUAUUGUUUCAGCAGAGUUUCGGAGAUGAAGGGGAUCAUGGUUAACACUUUCUACGAGCUCGAAACGCAUGCUGUUGAAGCGCUGCUGUCUGAUCCGAACACGCCGGAUAUUUAUCCGGUGGGGCCGGCGUUGGACGUUGACGGAGGUGGCGGAGUUCUCGACGACGAUGUGAAAAAAUGGCUGGACGAGCAGCCGGAAAGUUCUGUGGUUUUCCUGUGCUUUGGGAGCAUGGGGAGUUUGGAUGGAGCUCAAGUGAGAGAAAUCUCUCUCGCUCUAGAAAAAUGUGGAUGUCGAUUUUUGUGGUCGUUGAGGACGAAGACGGCGGCGGCGGAGGUGCUGCCGGAGGGGUUCUUGGAGAGGACGAGGGCGGUGGGGAGGGUGAUCGGGUGGGCGGCGCAGGUGGCGGUGCUGGCACACGCGGCGGUGGGGGGUUUCGUGUCGCACUGCGGGUGGAACUCGACUCUCGAGAGCGUGUGGUUCGGGGUGCCGAUGGCGACUUUCCCGCUCUACGCGGAGCAGCAGCUGAAUGCGUUUUAUCUGGCGGGGGAGGUGGGGGUGGCGGAGGCGAUCACGCUGGACUAUAGGAUGGAUUUGGCGGGGAAGGGGGCGCCGGAGGCCGUGGGGUGGGAGACGGUCGCGGCGGGGAUACGGCGGCUGAUGGCGGAGGGGGGGAGUGGGGUGAGGAGGAAUGUGGCGGAGAUGCGGAGGAAGGCGAGGGCGGCGGUGGUGGAGGGUGGAUCUUCUUACAAUGCUCAAAAUCUUUUUAUUGAAGAUGUUUUGAGAAAUGUUGAUUAGUUUGAUUUCUUGCAUUUAAUUCUAGUAUGAUGCAAUCAAUAAUGUCACAAUCGAUUAUUUAUCCAUAGUAGACAAAUAUAACGUGCUCAGUAUUGAUAUGU
Messenger RNA from Salvia miltiorrhiza (redroot sage), 1589 nucleotides. Its product is annotated as putative UDP-glucose flavonoid 3-O-glucosyltransferase 3. The transcript has a single exon. The coding region runs from base 103 to 1488 and encodes 461 amino acids. NCBI's taxonomy places the organism in Eukaryota, Viridiplantae, Streptophyta, Magnoliopsida, Lamiales, Lamiaceae. Gene Ontology annotation, molecular function: UDP-glycosyltransferase activity. The record is from RefSeq and is a predicted model, not a curated record.